ACGCGCACAGACUCAUUUAAAGCACAUUCACUCUCAGCGUACAGAAACACAACUGGAAUGGCACUCGGUUUAUUCGUUUAACUUGCUCUGGUCAGAUGUUUCAUGAUGUUUUGGUGCAUCAUGUGAAACAAGUCAAUCGGGUACGUGGGAAUGUUUGGACCAUUUCACACGACCCCUGACCUUUUCCACUCUACCUUUUGUUCACAAGACGCCGUGGCCUGGAUGCCGUAAUGGAUGUUCACAUGCACAACAGUCGGACGCCUCACUACGGCCGGAACGAUGGUCCAAAUGGCUUCUCUGAAGAUGAUCUGCAGUUCCUCAGUCUCGAGGAAAGGGAGUGUAUUCUGUUCUUUGAGGAGACCAUCGGCUCCCUGGAGGAGGACGAUGAGAGGACGGGACUCACGGUGGGGCGUCCGGCCUCACACACACAAACGGCACGACAUCACAGCCCUGUAGAUCAUGACAUCAUUGACCUGGUCCACCCUACACCCGAUGCCAACAAACAUAAAGACACGCUGCCCUUCACGCCAGAUUUCCAAGCGGCUCCAGAUACUCAUUACGAGGUAAAGGCGAAACGAGACCCACCACAAGAAGUUGGACACCAUCCGCCUUCAGCUUCAUCAAUAAUCGGCAACAAGAUUGUCGAGCAUGAGAGCAUCGCGUCCUCUUCACCGCUUCUCCAGCGCAGAAGCAGUCUGGAUUUGCCACAAAACCCCUUGGUCAAACACGGCCCUCCUCUUCACGCCAAGCCCACGCGUCUCCCUGGCGGCAUUAGCAUGUUACUGGGCAGCCGCGAACACAUUCCCCAUUCAAUCGCCACCGAAGCCGUGACGGUGCAGGAGCGCCGGGCGCUAAUGCUCUCAAACCUCUCCGGUUCAGCGCACCCUCUGGACGGCGGAGAGCCAGUCUGCGUUCGCAAGCUUCCAACGCGAAGCAUAUCGUUUCGAGAUCCCACACCGGACAUAUCUAGGAUGGAGGCGCUUUCGAAACUCGGACUUGCUCAGAAGCGAUCACAACCCAUCAUGCACACUUCUCCGAGGGAGACCGAAGACAUUAAAACCACCACCACAUUCAAAACUAGCUUACCAGCUAACGCUAGUGCUGAUGUCCGCGCUACGGACACUACAGACCACUGCCAAACCAAGCGAUCGCAAUCCAUCACACAUGCUUCUCCGAGGGAGACAGAAAGUGUGAAAGCCGUUAGCAUCCCAGCAAACACUCGUCAGACCGAAAGCACCAAAACCACCACCACAUUCAAAACUAGCUUACCAGCUAACGCUAGUGCUGAUGUCCGCGCUACGGACACUACAGACCACUGCCAAACCAAGCGAUCGCAAUCCAUCACACAUGCUUCUCCGAGGGAGACAGAAAGUGUGAAAGCCGUUAGCAUCCCAGCAAACACUCGUCAGACCGAAAGCACCAAAACCAACACCACAUUCAAAACUAGCUUACCAGCAAACGCUAAUCCUGUCGCCCGCGCUAUGGACACCACAGAUCACUGCCAAACCAAAUCAAGCCCUGCACCAAUUUUGACGAGCGCAGAAGUCUCGCAUAGUGAUUUUAACUGCUAUGGCGGGAAGAGCAUAAAGUUGAACUCCUCAAUGUCCUUUAGGACUGAGCACGCCUCAAGUGCGUUACCCAAAACAGAGGCUUCGGAGGUCCAUCUCAACAACUACGGCGGCAGAUCAAGAAUCACAAGUACACCUGAGCCAAUCCACGGAGCCCGAUCCAGAACCUCCUUCCCUGAACCUUGUUCCAACAGGACUGUGAAGGAAGACUUACCCAAGAGGAAUGCGUCGCUCUGUGAAAACAGAUCCAAUGCUAAUCCGCCCAUCGCGGCUCCGAGACCCCCGCGUCAAUCGAGCCCACUGAGUCCCACCGGGUCACGGCCCUUGCCAAAGCCAUCCUUCCGUGCUCAGGGAAUAACGGUCCAGUUUUCUGGGAGAGGAGCCACAGAUGAGGCCAGACGUAACGCGCUACGCAAACUAGGACUGCUGAGAGACUCGUCUUAAACGCUCACAUGACGCCUUUUGACUCGAAUAGAAAAACAUUUGCGGAGUUAUAAUUCAACCAUUGCUGGGUAGAUUACUUGCAAUACUUAGUCUGUUGCUGAAUGCAUUGUACAUGACUAAAUUGUAGUUGGUAACGUAAGCUAUUUCUAAACACUUAGAUUUGAAUAUUUGAAGAUAAUACCAUAUUAUACCAAAUUUUGUUAAACCCAUUACCUGAUGUUAGGGUUUCCCAAACCAGGGUUUGUGAAGGAAUUUCAGGGAGUAUCUAAGUUCAUGAAGAAUCAAUAGUUCAAUAAAAAAAGUUAAAGAAAUUUAAAACAAACUAAAACACUUAAUAAUGAUGCAAUGCUUUCUUUACUUGCAUUAUACGACAUCAGAGAAACAUGAACAUGCUAAUGUUAAAUUAUUGACUUGUGAGUCAAUUAAAUUACAUGUAAUCAAUUAAAUUACAUGUAAUCAGUUACUACCCAGCACUGACUUCAACUAAUCGUUUAUAUGUAUAUAUAUAUAUAUAUAUAUAUAUUUACAAAAACAAACAGUGUUGGCAUUACCUUGUUUGAAGAUGUUCAGAAGGGUUAGGGAUGUUUAACAGAUUUAUGUUCUAAGUCAACUAGCACUUGUUUAGACUGAGCUUGACAGACCUGAUAUCUUUAUCAAACACUAACUCAGGAUUCACAUUCAUCUCAAGCUCCACAUGCUGCUUUGGAAGCGCAUGGCCUGGUUUCGGCCAUCUUUACUUCAUCGUCACAUGGUUCCAGAACAUUGAGUCCUAAUUGUCAUGUGAUUAAACACUCCAUAUUUGAACUCCUAAAACACUGUUAAGAUUCCUCCAUAAAGAUAAAUGUACGAAGAGAACCGCCAGAACUGUGUCGUCUUCAGUGGCUCAGUGGUAGCGGUACCGGCUCUGAAGCGAGUGGUUGCUGGUUCUAUUUCAACUUGUUGUUGCGCUUAGACUCCGCUACCACUGAGCCGCUGAAGACGACACGGUUCUGACGGUUGAAAGUCAGCGUGCCGAGUCGGUUUCAGAUGCGUGUCGUCUUCCAAAAAAAAAUAAAAAUUAGUGUGUGUGUGUGGUCCCGCCCCCGAGGUUUUGGACCGGCCCGCGCUGCGGUUAUGCUGCAUUAACAUUAAUUUUCGCAACGUUUAAUAAUAUAAUAAGCAAAUAAUAUAAUAAGCAACUUUUUUCAAACCUUAGCAAACUUUCACUUUUCAAUUUCCAUUUCAUUUUGAAACUAAUUGAUUAAUUGGAUAAUUACUUAAUUGAUUAAUUUGUUAAUUAAU
Messenger RNA from Pimephales promelas (fathead minnow), 3293 nucleotides. It is a transcript of the gene proser2, whose product is annotated as proline and serine rich 2. The record is from RefSeq and is a predicted model, not a curated record. Lineage: Eukaryota; Metazoa; Chordata; Actinopteri; Cypriniformes; Leuciscidae.